Molecule: messenger RNA, 483 nt
Organism: Ruditapes philippinarum (Manila clam)
Lineage: Eukaryota; Metazoa; Mollusca; Bivalvia; Venerida; Veneridae
Exons: 3
Coding region: 112-483 (123 amino acids)
Source: RefSeq, a predicted model, not a curated record
AGUGCACUCACUCAGGGGAAGUGAAAAGAAGGUGUUACACUGUGUGGUGUCAGUGACUUAUACCAAUUUUAUUAUUAUAUUAAAGGUGUUACACUGUGUGGUAUAAGUGGAAUGGGGAAGACCAGUUUGGCUGCCCAGGUGUGUGCCCGACUUGCAUGCAGUAAACCAAAAUGGAGGAUCAUCAUCCUCAAUCAAAGAGAAAAAUCAGAACUCAACGACUUGUUGUUGGACAUGAUAUCAGAAUUGAGUGCAGAAUUAGAUGGGAAUGAGUACAUGCAGCUACUAUCAGAAACAAACACCAACCAUCUAAAGAUCAGGUGUAACAAACUGAUAGAUGAGGUUCUUGAAAAACAACUAAAUAUACUACUUCUGCUGGACAAUGUUGAUGGACAUUGUGAUGGAGAAGAUAGACAACAUGAUUUUUCUAAGUUUAUGAAGGAACUCCUAAACAACAUUCCUCUAAAAAGUAGCGUAAGUCUAUAG